GUUCUUUUCCGGUUCCCCCUCCCACUUGGCCAGUCGAGUCGGAAGAUUUCAGCUCAGUCUAAUUCUUUUCUAAGAUUCCGUUUGGUUUUAUCCACCAAGAAGACAAGAAGAUAAAAACGAUGACAGACAAGAGCAGCCUGUACACAGUGGUUGAAUUCACAGAAGAGGAAAACCGUACAAGUUGUCCCCAACAUUCUGGUUUUAGAGCGAGAGCAGAAAAUCAGUCUAAGUUUGGGUUCUCAUACUGGCCAUCUGGUCAUGGUGUCACUAAGCGAGUAAGGAAGUUGGAGAUGCCAGACACUGGAAGCACUGGAAGAAACAUCCGUUUCAGGUGUUUUCAGAAGCAGACCAGUACAAGAAAGCCAUCGCUUACUCGAAGGUAGCAGAAGACAUCUAAUGUGGAGACAGAUGAGGAUUCGGAACACAGAAAGAGGAAACCAAAUCCAAAGUACAGCUCCGAUGCUGAGGAACUUGCAGCUGAGGGUGAUGAUGAAAAUGAAGACACUGAGACACCACAUGCUGAACAGUCUGAAGAUCCAAUUCCAGUCCUUCCCCUGGCAGCUCCAGGCCACCUGCAGCUGUCAGCCCUGGGCCAUCUGGAACUGCUAGCUCCAGGUUUUCCACUGUCAGCUCCAAGUCUUCCGCUGCCAGCUCCAGGUCUUCCACUGCCAGCUCCAGGCCCCCUGCAAUGGGAAAUGCCAGCUCCAAGUCUUCCACUGCCAGCUCCAGGCCUCCUGCGACAGGAAGUGCCAGCUCCAGGUCCUCCACUGGCAGCUCCAGGUCCUCCACUGCCAUCUCCAGGUCUCCUUCGACGGGAACUGCCAGCUCCAGGCCCCCUGUGACGGGAACUGCCAGCUCCAAGUCGUCCACUGCCAGCUCCAGGCCCCCUGUGACUGGACGUGCCAGCUCCAGGUCCUCCACUGGCAGCUCCAGGUCCUCCAAUGGCAGCUCCAGGCCCCCUGCGACUGUCAGCCCUGGGCCAUCUGGAACUGCCAACUCCAGGUUUUCCACUGUCAGUUCCAGGUUUUCCACUGUCAGUUCCAGGUUUUCCACUGCCAGCUACAGGUCUUCCACUGCCAGCUACAGGUCUUCCACUGCCAGCUACAGGUCUUCCACUGCCAGCUCCAGGCCCCCUGUGACGGGAACUGCCAGCUCCAAGUCUUCCACUGCCAGCUCCAGGCCCCCUGUGACUGGAAGUGCCAGCUCCAGGUCCUCCACUGGCAGCUCCAGGUCCUCCAAUGGCAGCUCCAGGCCCCCUGCGACUGUCAGCCCUGGGCCAUCUGGAACUGCCAGCUCCAGGUCUUUCCCUGCCAGCUCCAGGCCAGCUCCAGCUGCCAGCCCGAUGCCAUCUUCACAGGAUGGUACGCAGGAAAGACUCGACAGACUGGAGUCAAAGGUGAACAGACUGGAGUCAAAGGUGGGCCACAUACUUCAGCUGCUGUUGAAGAAUCAGGCUGCUGAAGAAGCUGACUGCAUUGGAGACCUAAUGCCAGCCAGAUUUAAAACAACGGAGGAGCUGGACGAAUUCAACAAAAGGCUGGAGGACCAGGAGUUUAGGAGGACAGUGAGAGAAGAUGGAAAUCUUACCAGACGCUAUUGAUGAUGUGUUAACUGAAGCACUGCGCCAUGCAGCAAAGAGGGCAAAGAAGGAGAUGAAAAAGUUGGUACUGCUGUCGAUACUGACUCAGAAGCUGGGUGGAUGAAGCUGGCGACCAUGUGGGAUGCCGACGCUAUGGACAGCGGUGCCAUAACUGAUGAUGCCAUGGAUUAUUUUGAUGAUGACACGAUUAGUCAUGGGUCUGAUGAUAACUGAUCCAUUUUUGAGAACUUGAGACAUGUUGGUUUCGCUUUCAUUACUAUUGUAUAAUACUUCGAAAAUAAUAAACUUGCAAUGUACAGACUCA
This is a messenger RNA of Thalassophryne amazonica, 1904 nucleotides long. Its product is annotated as P17/29C-like protein DDB_G0287399. Lineage: Eukaryota; Metazoa; Chordata; Actinopteri; Batrachoidiformes; Batrachoididae. The coding region runs from base 689 to 1600 and encodes 303 amino acids. The record is from RefSeq and is a predicted model, not a curated record. The transcript is spliced from 10 exons.